Oryza brachyantha (malo sina) is the source of this 3132-nucleotide messenger RNA. RefSeq lists its product as uncharacterized. The coding region runs from base 1 to 3132 and encodes 1043 amino acids. The transcript has 11 exons. Lineage: Eukaryota; Viridiplantae; Streptophyta; Magnoliopsida; Poales; Poaceae. The record is from RefSeq and is a predicted model, not a curated record.
AUGGCGCAGGACGAUCGGCUGGAUACGCUGGUGAAGCUGAUCGAGGAGGCCGAGAAGAAUUGGAAGGCAUCGGAUGAGAGGACGCGGGCUGACUUGCGGGAUCUCAAGCACUCGAUGGAUUCUCGUCUACCUACGGUGGAGACGCAAGUAGAAGAUCAAGGUAACAAUGAAUCCUUCCUCCACUCUGGAAAUUUUUCUGGAACUGGUCUAGUGUUUUCUGGAAAUUUUUCUGUGGGAGGCAGUGUUCCACCAAUGACUUGUCCCCAAUUCAAUGGUGAUAACCCGCAAAUGUGGAAAGCCAAUUGUGAGCAGUAUUUUGAUGUUUAUGGCAUACAUCCUUUCAAUUGGGUAAAAGUGGCUACACUAAAUUUUACUGGAAAUGCUGCAUUCACCAAGGACAGAUAUGAAGCACUUAUUAGGCAAUGGAUUCACCUUGAGCAAAUAGGCUCUGUAGCUGAGUACAUUGAGAAGUUUGACAGUAUAGUGCAUCAACUGAUAGCUUAUGACAAUAAUGAAGAAGCUCUUGAAGGGGUUAAGCCGGCAACUACUAGGAGGCAUGAAGGAGUAGCUUAUGUCAGGAAUCCUCACAGAACUCACACUACUUCACAUUCAACGCCUGUCUCCAGUAGGCCAUCAUGUGAAGGCCGUAGAGACUCUGACCAUUUGAAGAAUUGUUGCAAGCCUUUGAGUGGUACUGAGUGUGAAUAUAAAGGAGAUGAUGCUAAUCAGGGGGAAGAAGAAGAUAUCCUAAUGGCCAUAUCUAACCAGGCUUUGAGUGGUACUGAAACCAGUAAAUCCAUCAGAUUGAGGGGAUGGGUUCAAAAUUCUGAAGUACUAAUGCUGGUUGCUGAUGGAGGUCAAAUCACUUGUACUCAUAUGCUACCCCAGUGUCAUUGGCUGGUGCAAGGGCAAAGUUUCAAGAGCAAUUUCAGAAUGAUUCCAUUGGGAAGCUAUGAUAUCAUACUUGGCAUGGAUUGGCUUGAACAAUUCAGUCCAAUGCAGGUUAAUACUAUUGAGAUGGCAAAGAAAGCUCCUAUACCUGAACAGAUUCAACCCUUGGUUCAGGAGUUCAAGGAAUUGUUUCAAGAGCCUACUGACUUACCACCCAGAAGAAAUUGUGAUCACCAUAUCCCACUAGUUGAGGGGGCUAAACCUGUCAAUCUGCGACCCUAUAGAUAUAAACCAACCUUGAAGGAUGAAAUUGAAAGACAAGUAGCUGAAAUGCUGCAAUCUGGAGUUAUACAACACAGCCAUAGUGCUUUUUCCUCCCUAGCUCUUUUAGUUAAAAAGAAGGAUGGCACUUGGAGGCUCUGUAUUGAUUACAGACAACUCAAUGAUAUAACUGUGAAAAGAAGAUAUCAUGUACCUGUUAUUGAUGAGCUCUUGGAUGAACUUGCUGGUUCUAAGUGGUUUAGUAAAUUGGAUCUACGUGCUGGAUAUCAUCAAAUCAGGAUGGUUGCAGGUGAUGAACAUAAGACAGAUUUCCAAACUCAUUCUGGGCAUUACGAAUACCGAGUUAUGUCCUUUGGAUUGACUGGGGCUCCUGCGACUUUCUUGUCAGCCAUGAAUGAAACUUUAUCUCCAGCUCUGAGAAAAUUUGCUCUAGUAUUUUUUGAUGAUAUUCUCAUCUACAGCCCAGAUUUUCAAACUCAUCUCGCCCAUAUUCGUGCCAUAUUUGAGCUGUUGGCUAAAGAUCAAUGGAAGAUUAAAUUAAGCAAGUGUGCUUUUGGACAGCAACAGAUUUCUUACUUGGGCCAUGUCAUUAGUGCUGAUGGUGUAUCCACUGAUCCUAAGAAAAUUCAAGAUGUCGUUUCUUGGCCAAUCCCUUCCAAUAUCAAGAAAUUAAGAGGCUUCUUGGGACUUGCUGGUUAUUACAGAAAGUUUGUUAAGGAUUUUGGUUCCAUUAGCAAACCUCUAACUCUCUUGUUAAGAAAAGGGGUUUUUGUUGUUGAAACUAAUGCCAGUGACCAUGGAGUGGGUGCAGUUUUAUCUCAGGACAAACAUCCACUCGCAUACAUCAACAAGGCUUUAGGUCCCAAAACUGAAGGAUUGUCCACUUAUGAAAAGGAAUGCAUGGCUAUAUUGAUGGCUGUAGAUCACUGGAGGUCUUACCUGCAGCAUGCCCAGUUUAUUAUUCUCAUAGAUCAUCAUAGCCUGAUGCAUUUAUCUGACCAACGUUUGCAUACACCCUGGCAACACAAGGCUUUCACAAAACUUCUUAGGUUACAAUAUCGCAUCUGUUAUAGAAAGGGGGCAACUAACUCUGCUGCUGAUGCACUUUCCCGUAGGGAUCAUUCUACUUCUGCCAGUGAAGGGCAUAUCCUUGCCAUCUCUGAAACUACACCACUUUGGCUGCAGGAGGUCACACAAGGUUAUCAGGACAACACCCUUGAUUCACAAUUACUGGCUGAGUUGAUUUUGAAUCCUCAGGGUGGCCAUUCUGGUUUUCCCACCACCUAUCGCAGGAUUAAAUCAUUGUUUGCCUGGCCUCAAAUGAAAGUGAGUAUUCAACAGCAACUCAAGACUUGUCAGAUGGAUGGACAAACUGAGCGUGUAAACCAGUGCCUCGAAAUUUUUCUGAGAUGUUUUGUUCAUGCUACUCCUUCCAAGUCUCCCUUUGAGGCGCUGUAUGGAUACUCUCCUGGUCAUUUUGGUAUUAGCUCUGCCAAUUGUUCGGUACCAGACCUAGGUGAAUGGCUACAGGAGCGCAAAAUGAUGCAACAUCUUCUGCAACAACAUUUACAUCGUGCUCAGCAGCAAAUGAAGCAUCAAGCUGAUAAGAAGCGCAGUUUCAGGGAAUUUCAUGAAGGUGAUUGGGUAUAUCUGAAGCUGCACCCCUAUGUUCAGAUGUCUGUGGCUUGCCGUGCUAAUCACAAGCUAUCGUUUCGUUAUUAUGGGCCUUAUCAAGUUGUGGCACGUGUGGGUUUAGUCGCUUACAAGCUUGAUCUACCUGCUUCCAGUUCCAUCCAUCCGGUGGUGCAUGUCUCUCAGCUUCGUGCGGCUCAUGGUUUUCAUCCCACAGUUCAGCUCCAACUUCCCACUCUCUCUAGUCAUCUUCAAGUUCCUGCCCAGGUUCUGGACCACCGCCUUACCAAGAAGGGCAACUCUGUUACUCCGCAAGUUCUUGUAUAG